Messenger RNA from Suricata suricatta (meerkat), 1710 nucleotides. Its product is annotated as olfactory receptor 52M1. The record is from RefSeq and is a predicted model, not a curated record. Lineage: Eukaryota; Metazoa; Chordata; Mammalia; Carnivora; Herpestidae. The transcript has 4 exons. Gene Ontology annotation, biological process: G protein-coupled receptor signaling pathway. The coding region runs from base 1 to 1710 and encodes 569 amino acids. Gene Ontology annotation, cellular component: membrane. Gene Ontology annotation, molecular function: G protein-coupled receptor activity; olfactory receptor activity.
AUGACAGCCUCCAAUAUUACCACAACCCAUCCAGCUUCCUUCCUGCUGGUAGGAAUUCCAGGUUUGGAGCACCUGCAUGUCUGGAUCUCUAUUCCAUUCUGCUUUGCCUAUUCUCUGGCCCUGCUAGGCAACUGCACCCUUCUCUUCGUCAUCCAGGCUAAUGCAGCCCUCCACGAGCCCAUGUACCUCUUUCUGGCCAUGCUGGCAGCCAUUGAUCUGGUCCUCUCUUCUACAACACUUCCCAAAAUGCUAGCUAUUUUUUGGUUCAGAGAUCGGGAGAUCAACUUCUAUGCCUGUCUGGUCCAGAUGUUCUUUCUCCACUCCUUCUCUAUCAUGGAGUCAGCAGUGCUGCUGGCCAUGGCCUUCGACCGCUAUGUGGCCAUCUGCAAGCCACUGCACUACACCACGGUCCUGACUGGGUCCCUUAUCACCAAGGUUGGCAUGGCUGCUGUGACUCGGGCUGUGGCACUAAUGACUCCACUCCCCUUUCUCCUCAGACGCAAUGCUUCUGCCAAACCAUAUGUGGACUUAGAAUACCUCAUCUACCAUCAUGGUAUUCCACAUAGUAUUGCUUCUGAUAGGAACUCCAUGCAGAGGAAAUGUGGCAAAGGACCCAAUGUUAUGGAAUACACUGGAAGUGGGAAGGUUACAAGUGCAGGUAGAAUUCCCUCAACCCCUGAACAGAAUGCUUAUAAGUGCCAGGCCUCAGUGGCACUUGCAGAGCCCCAGGCUCUUGCUGACACUACCCAGCAGAGCAUGCACACUUUUCAAAAUGCCUGCUCAGUACCCAGCUCCUUCCAGCUCACCGGCAUCCCAGGGCUGGAGUCCCUGCAUCUCUGGCUUUCCAUCCCCUUUGGCUCCAUGUACCUGGUUGCUGUGGUGGGAAACAUCACCAUUCUGGCUGUGGUAAAGGUGGAACAUAGCUUGCAUCAGCCAAUGUACUUCUUCCUGUGUAUGCUGGCUAUCAUUGACCUGGUUCUGUCCACUUCUACUAUGCCCAAACUGCUGGGAAUCUUCUGGUUUGGUGCUGGGGACAUUGGUCUAGAUGCCUGCUUGGCCCAAAUGUUCCUGAUCCACUGCUUUGCUACAGUUGAGUCAGGCAUCUUCCUUGCCAUGGCUUUUGACCGCUAUGUGGCCAUUUGCAACCCACUACGUCAUACCACAGUGCUCACCCAUGCUAUGGUAGGACGUUUGGGGCUGGCUGCCCUCAUUCGAGGCAUACUCUACAUCGGACCUCUGCCUUUGAUGAUCCGCCUACGGCUGCCCCUUUACAAGGCUCAUGUCAUCUCACACUCCUACUGUGAGCACAUGGCUGUGGUCACCUUGGCAUGUGGUGACAGUAGGGUCAACAAUGUCUAUGGGUUAAGCAUUGGUUUUUUGGUCCUAAUCCUGGAUUCCAUGGCCAUUGCUGCCUCUUAUGUGAUGAUUUUCCGAGCUGUGAUGGGGCUGGCCACACCUGAGGCCAGAUUUAAAACCCUUGGGACAUGUGGUUCUCACAUCUGUGCCAUUCUGAUCUUUUAUGUUCCUAUUGCCGUUUCUUCUCUCAUUCAUCGAUUUGGUCACCAGGUGCCUCCUCCAAUCCAUACUCUACUGGCUAACUUCUACCUCCUCAUUCCUCCAAUCCUUAAUCCCAUUGUUUAUGCUGUCCGCACCAAACAGAUCCGAGAGCGGCUUCUCCAGAUACUGAAAAUGGAAACUAAGAUCAAGUGA